Molecule: messenger RNA, 1653 nt
Organism: Penicillium cinerascens
Lineage: Eukaryota; Fungi; Ascomycota; Eurotiomycetes; Eurotiales; Aspergillaceae
Exons: 6
Coding region: 1-1653 (550 amino acids)
Biological process (GO): transmembrane transport
Cellular component (GO): membrane
Molecular function (GO): transmembrane transporter activity
Source: RefSeq, a predicted model, not a curated record
AUGGGGCACGAGGACGGAAUCAAGUUGAAUGUCCUAGAGUCCACGCCAGGGGAAGUCCACUCCCGGAAGGCGGGAACUGCGCGGGACAGACAAGAUAUGGAGCGAGUUGGGCGAACUCAGGAACUCAAUGUACGCGGUUACGAGGCGUUAUUAGACCCAGCCGACCCCUCCCGUCCAAAGUAUACAAAUGAAAAGCAAAAGCUGACGUGCCAGCAGAGAAAUUUUCGGUUUCUUUCAAUUCUUGGAUUUACAGCGGUGUUGAUGGGCACCUGGGAAGCUGUUCUUUUCGGUUCAUCCUUCGGCUUGACAAACGGCGGCAAAGGAGGAAUGAUCUAUACCUAUAUAGGCGGCCUGGCAGGGUUCAGCUUUGUGAUCCUCUCCAUGGCCGAAAUGGCUUCAAUGGCGCCUACGUCUGGUGGUCAGUAUCAUUGGGUGUCCGAGUUUGCACCUCCUAGGUCACAGGCCCUGUUGAGUUAUAUCACUGGCUGGGUUUGCGUGUUGGGCUGGCAUACCGGUAUAGCAUCAGCUUGUUAUACGGUCGCUAACACGCUGGUUGGUGUGGUUGCCAUCAACUACCCUCAUACAUAUACCUAUGAGCCGUGGCAUGUUACGCUGCUCGUCAUUGCCAUGGCCAUAGCAGCCUUGAUUUUUAAUACCUUCUUCGCGCAAAAGCUUCCCUUGAUCGAAGGAAUUAUCCUUAUUGUGCACUGCUUUGGUUUCUUCGGCAUCCUGAUCCCUCUAUGGGUACUGUCUCCCACUGUACCCGCCUCCGAAGUUUUCGGCUCUAUCGAGGAUCGGGGUGGAUGGGGAAACAAUGGGCUCUCAUGUCUGGUCGGAAUAAGUGGCCCUAUAUUUGCAUUGAUGGGCCCUGACUCAGCAGUUCAUAUGGCUGAAGAAAUCCAGGACGCGUCUCGAGUCCUCCCCCUGGGCAUGGUUUGGACGCUGAUUCUUAACGGGUCCACGGGAUUGGUCAUGGUCAUCACAUACGCAUUCUGCGUGGGCAAUAUUGACGAAGUCCUUCAGUCUAAGACAGGUCUCCCAUUCGUUCAGGUCUUUCUUAAUGCCACAGGAUCAGUCGGUGCUACAACCGGUAUGACGGUUUUGCUUAUGAUUUUGCAAUUCUGCGGGGCAAUCAGUAAUGUUGCCACGACCUCUCGUCAGCUCUACUCCUUCGCCCGCGAUAGGGGUCUUCCUUUUUCCAACUUCUUUGCGCAGGUUCACCCAACCUUUGCCGUACCAAUAAACGCCCUUUGUGCGAGUCUCGUUAUCGUCUCCCUCCUUUCUUUGAUCAAUAUCGGAUCCUCUGUGGCUUUCAACGCCAUUAUGUCCCUCGGCCUUGCCGCCCUUCUCUCCUCCUACAUUAUUUCCAUCACGUGUGUUCGCAUUCGGCGGUGGCGUAAUCAGCCACUGCCGCCGGCGCGUUGGAGUAUGGGCAAGUUUGCUCCCAUUUGUGACACCAUUUCUAUCCUGGUCUUGCUGGUGAUAUUUGUAUUCACCUUCUUCCCCCUGACCAGUACUGUGGACCUGACUACCAUGAACUGGAGUAUAGCUAUCUUCGGGGGAGUUGUUACAGUUUGCGUGAGUUACUAUGUGACUACCGGUCGGAAGGUCUACAAGGGUCCUGUAACGCGGGUGAAAAUGAUGCAGCAGUGA